CAUCGCCAUGCAUUCCCCUAAACCUGGACCUUCACUUCCCGCGAGUGGCAUUCCUCGGCGCUCCUUGCAAUACAGACAUUGCCAUCAAGAACGCCGCAAUACUAAUACUAAUAAUAAUAACAAUACCUCGCUCUCGUUGACCUCAACUUUUCUCUUUAAAAAAAACAUUUAAUUUAAUGAAAAUACCAUAAAUUAUUAUUAUUGUUAUUAUUAUUUUAUACUGGUAUUAUUUUUUAUCCUAAGAUUUUAAUUUAUCUUUUUUUUUCUACUGAGUUUUUUUUAAUUAUUUGUUGCCAGUAAAGGGAGUUUGGCUCUUUUUAUUUGAUCCGUUUGGAGAAGACUUUUAGCAGUUCAUCCAAAAAGGAAGGAAAAGGAGCUGAAGCUUUAUUGAUCCUUCGGUUGAUUGAUUGAUCGAACCAGACAAGGCAAGUCCAGCUGCCAAGGACAAAAGAUCGGGAGGAGCAGCAACACCACCAUCACCCCAGCAUCCCUGAUCCUUGCUUAGUCUGGUACCUAAAAGGGACAUCCCCAAUCCCAUCAUGACCAAAGCUGAAAUGGGGAAGCUCAACACCACCCCGGAUGAGGACAGCAGCAGCUACAGCUCCAACAGCAACGACUUCAACUACCCCUACCCCACCAAGCAGGCUGCUCUGAAGAGCCAUUAUGUAGACAUGGAUCCAGAAAACCAAAACUUUUUACUUGAAAAUAAUCCUGGAAAGAAGAAAUAUGAAACUGAAUAUCAACCAGGUACUACUUCCUUUGGAAUGUCAGUAUUUAACCUGAGCAAUGCUAUUGUGGGCAGUGGCAUCCUUGGACUGUCUUAUGCCAUGGCAAACACUGGAAUUGCUCUCUUUGUAAUUCUCUUAAUAUUUGUGUCGCUGUUUUCUUCGUAUUCCGUUCACCUCCUUCUGAAGACUGCCAAUGAAGGAGGAUCUUUGUUAUAUGAACAACUGGGAAUGAAGGCAUUUGGCAUGGCUGGGAAGUUAGCAGCCUCUGGAUCAAUUACAAUGCAGAACAUUGGAGCUAUGUCAAGCUACCUCUACAUAGUGAAAUAUGAGUUACCGUUGGUCAUCAAGGCAUUUAUGAACAUAGAAGAGAACACCGGGCAGUGGUAUAUCAAUGGUGAUUACUUGGUUAUAUUGGUAUCCAUGGUGCUGAUUCUACCUUUAUCACUACUGAAAAAUUUAGGUUAUCUGGGCUACACCAGUGGAUUUUCCUUGUUAUGCAUGGUCUUCUUUCUUAUUGUUGUCAUUUGCAAGAAAUUUCAGAUUCCUUGUGGGCUGGAACAUGACUUGAUUAAUGCAACUCUGAAUGCAACACAAGAACACCUGUCAACUAUUUCACCUUUUCAUGGAACUGAUGUCAAUGUAACUAAUGACGAUGCGUGCACACCAAAAUAUUUUAUCUUCAAUUCACAGACUGUCUAUGCUGUACCAAUCUUGACAUUUUCCUUUGUCUGCCAUCCUGCUAUUCUUCCUAUUUAUGAAGAACUGAAAGGCCGAAGCCGCAGAAGAAUGAUGAAGGUAUCCAAUGUUUCAUUUUUUGCCAUGUUCCUCAUGUACCUUCUGGCUGCUCUCUUCGGCUACUUGACAUUUUAUGGCCAUGUUGAGCCAGAGUUGCUGCAUACAUACUCUGCAGUCCUUGGAACUGAUGUUCUUCUCUUGAUCGUACGCCUGGCUGUUCUGAUGGCUGUGACUCUUACUGUGCCAGUUGUGAUUUUUCCAAUCCGCAGCUCCAUCACACAGCUGUUGUGUUCAGGGAAGGAAUUCAGCUGGCUGCGCCAUUGUGCUAUUACCUUUGUCCUUUUGGUAUUCACCAACAUCCUUGUGAUUUUUGUCCCCACAAUCCGAGAUAUAUUUGGAUUUAUUGGUGCCUCUGCUGCUGCCAUGCUGAUCUUUAUACUUCCAUCUGCUUUCUACAUUAAGCUAGUGAAGAAGGAGCCAAUGAAGUCAGUACAGAAGAUUGGGGCUCUUCUUUUCCUGCUCAGUGGCAUAUUUGUGAUGACUGGAAGUAUGACCUUGAUCAUUCUGGAUUGGACAAGCAAUGCUGCUUCUGAUGGGCAUUAACUAUCUGCUUUUAACAACAGAGUUCAUGCACCAUCUACUGACAUGACUUUUUAUCCGCGUUUGCCGUUCUGCUUCCUUUGAAAUGCAGAUUCUUUGAUGCUAGUUCUUCUGAUUGUAGAAUAAGUGAACUUUUUGAAAAAGAAACUAUUCUACACGAUGGGAAUGGAUCCUAACAUCAAACCACCUGAAUCGUUGGCUGAGGGAAGUGACUAUUUAUUCCAUUCCAGAGAAUGGACAGCUUUGUCUGUAAAAAAUAUUAUCAAGCCGUUUGGCUUUUCUCAUUGUUACUUGGAAAUUUUAUUAUUUACUUGAAUGUGCCUAAUGGAAACAAUUGAUGUGAGAAAUGUUAGUUUACAGCUAACCAUUGAAAGUGUGUGAGAAAAAAAAACACUAUUAUUUUUGUACCAAAAAUUGUAUGGACCUCAAAAGCACUAUUUUGACUUUAAGAAAAAAUGUUUUUGUAAGUUGAUGAUCCAAAUAAGGUUAGAAAGAAAUCAGUAAACAGUAUAAUCAGUGUUCUAAAUUCAACCAGUGUUGCCUGUCUGUAGAGGCAUAUCCUUAAAAUUAUAUUUUUGGCCACAAAAAUAUUUUUAAAACCUAUUAUGCUGAAGAUUAACUAAUUUGAAAGAGUCAAAACCAUAACUGGGUUUCAUAUAUAAUUUAGUUGUGAAAUUGUGAAACCAAACAAAUAUUUAUUGAGAUUCCAUGGUACUAUAACUAAACCAAUCAAUCUAAACUACCAUGUUCUAUUUCUACUUACUAAACUUAUCAAAAAUUUUGUAAAAAAAAUUAAUUCCAUGAAAAUGACUAUGAUGUGUAAACCAAUGUGUAUGUAGUAGUAAACAAAGCAUCCUAGCCCAUUAGUGGUAUGCUCAAGCAAGCUUCUUGAAAUGAACAAAGGUUACAUAGGAGAAGUAUUUGGCAAAUUAGUGAUUAGCAUUUUUCUUCUUGAGGCUUAAUAGUGCAGUUAGAUUUUUUUAAAGAAAAGUGUAGGUGUUUUUUCCCAUUCAGUUGCUGUUACAUAUAAAAUCACAUUGAAGUCAUCCGUUAUUAAAGCAGAAUCCCCUUGUUAAUAGCCAAUGGAUUAGCUUUAAUUUUUGAAGCAAGUAAAAGUGAGGUCCUACUGUAGUUUACUGGCAGUACAGUAUUUACUGGCUGCAUGAUACUUUUUAAUUUCAACUUUCCAUCCAUUUUAAGAAUUUUAAGAUUACUUUUAUCAUUUGUUCUUCUUUGAACAGAUGAUUGCAUACAAGACACCAGGCACUGGUGCACAUAGCAAAAAUUAUCUUCAUAAGGCAACUGGUAUUCCUAAAUGCAACUGAUAUUUACAGCAGUCUUUUUUUUAAAAAAGUAGAGGUCUUUGGUUGACUACAUUGUCAUCUCAUGUGUAUUUAUUUCUGAAAUAUACGAGUGCUGUUUGAGCCUUAACUUUGCUUUUUAAAAAACAGGUUGUAUACAGUGGUUACUAAGAGUAUGAUCCUUUCCAUAAUGCAGAGAUCUGUCUCCUUGACUUUGAACAUUGAGCAUUGACAAGGUCUUGCAGGGAAUGGAAGCUCUGUGCAUACCUCCCAGGGCCCUUGAUUGGUCUCCUUGGAUAAAAGGGAAGCAUGCAGACUUCCCAUUCAUUGUAAAUACCAUCGAGGAGUGAUCUUACAAAUUUGUGAUGGCUAAACUCAGUCAAGAAGGCCAUGGCCCUGCCUCAGUAAGGCUGUUGAUGAUAAGAUGACUUAAAGGUCUGUCAUUCAUGUGGUUGCCAUAGCUUGAAGUUGACUUGAUGGCAAUUAAUAACAAAAGACAAAGAAGUAUCACAUGGCGAUACCUCUUUGUAUUGGUAUGCACCUGUAAGGGGAAAGGAUCAUGUCCCUUAACUGCUUUCAAAAUUGUAGGUGUUCACUGCAUUAUUUCAGUCUCAGGCUGAAGACAUUUGGUACUUGUUUAAGAGCACAUUCAAUACUGCUUUCCAUAUACAGAUGCUGCUGGAAAGGACAUUACAUUCUGUAAGAAUCUAGACAGGCAACAAUUUAGCAAUGUAGUACUCUGUGGACUGCUUUCAACUAUAUUCAACAGGUAUAAUAGUUUAAGAGUCUCAUUUAAUUCAAGUAAUAGUUGGUUUAGAGGGAUCAAAUGGCAUGUAAUUAGCUAAUUAAGCAACACAGGAUUUUUUUCUGUGAAAAAUGUCUCAGCCCAUUUUUCAAUAUUUGGUAGGUUUAUGUCAUUGUGUCUUUCUACGUACAUAUGAUAAUGCAGAGGAUUUUGUUUGCAUUUCUGCAUGGGCACUGCUUGCCUCUACUGCUGCUAUUCUAAUUCCACUGAGAUCACUAUGUAUGGCAAUCAGCCUUACAGAAAGCUAAUCAGUUCCAUCCUCCCCUUAUAGCCUCCUUGCAUCCACUACUGAGUGGCUUGACAUUUUAUUAUUAUUAUUAAUAAUAAUAAUAAUAAUAAUAAUAAUAAUAAUAAUAAUAAUAUUUCUUGCCUCCUCUCUUCACGGCUCGAAUCCAAGUCAUGAUCCAGUAUAGAGUGGUAUGAAGUGUACUUGAAUCAUUUUGGUCAUCUCCCCCAUUUUUGGAAAAUCCAGUUAACGAAAAAACAUCAACUGCCUACAGUACUUGCAAGAGCUUAAUUUUUGCAGCAGCUCUAAACUUUAAAAAGAGAACAAUUUAUUGAGGGUUUUUUUUAAAAAAAAUCCCAGUUUUCUGAGCAAUUGCUUCAGCUAAAGAGAAACCGUUUUUUAACAUUUAUGUCUCUUACUGGCUUCAGUGGAAUCAGGAUUGCAUUACACAUAUGUAGCAGAUAAUGUAUUACAUAAUAACAUAUUUUCUCUUUCCUGUAUUGAACUAAACUAGUGGUACUUAACACCAUGUUCAUGUGAAAAUAUUUCAGAGAAGUCUCGGUUAAGAUGGCAGCUCUUUCAUGUAGCUUUUUAUAAUACAACUGCAGUGUCCCAAUAUCCUUUAAACCAUUGGUUUGGGAUAGGGAAAAACCUUGUCCUCUUCCAAUACUGGAGAAUUGUCUACAUUCAUUGGUUUAUCUCAGCAGCUGGAAAACUAAACUGUUCCAAGAUUAUGCUAAUCGUUGUGCCUCAAUAAAAUGAUACGAUCUGUGCAAUGCUAUACAUGGCUGAUCAGAAAUUAAACCCCAUCAAGUCCAGUGGGAAUUACUCCCAAAUACAUCUGUAUAGAAUUGCAGCUUGAAUCCAGUGAUAUCUGGACAAUAUGCUGUGAAUCAUGCAGCUUUCUGUCAAAUAAUCACUACAAACUUCUCCAGUGGUUCUUGCUGUGUACCACUAGGCUUCAUGCUUUGUUGUGUCUAAAUCUGUUACACAUUUGUGUCCUUGGCGGUUUCUAUGGAGUACCUAAGUAAGCAGUUUCAGUAUUAUUAAUUAAACCACUGUUUGUCACCUCAUUUUACAAUUAGUGUCUUCCAUGUUCUUUCAUUCAUGAAAUGUAACAUGUUAUUUAUAGAACAAAAACCUGUUGGAAGUAUUUAUGCAUAUCCUUUGUACAUAAGUCAUGUGUAUAUGUAUAUUAUAUUGUAUAUAAUGUAGUUUUGGACUUUUUUGGUCAUGUAUAUAAGCUUUCGAUAUGCUUCAUAGCUAAAUCAUUAUGUCCAUAAUUCAUUCAUAUUAUACAUCUAGGAAAGAGCUCUCAAGUGAAAAUUUCCAGAGAAAUAGUAAGGCUGCCCAAAUUGAAUUUCUAUGUGCUCAAGUUGCAUAAGAAGAUUCUAAUAUUAGAAAACAAAAGUUGGCUGUCAUUCACUACUCAAGGAUUGUCCAACAACCAAUGUAAUUCCAGUGAAGUCUUAUUUUUCUCUUUGUACUAUAUGCCCCAUCAAACUGAUAUGAAACUCCUGCUAGUUUCAGAGCAGUUUGCUAUGUGGCGUGAACAAAGGUAGUUGCUGUUGGAGGCAAAAAGAAAUUAUAAUUCCAACUUGCUUCACGUUUCUUUGAAACCUUACCCAUGACCAUGAGUACUGUCAUGUGUGCAAAGGUCCCAAUUUGAAAGGGCUUUGCCAUGGAAACACAAUGUUUUCGUCAUUGGAGGGAACAGAAAGCCCUUAUUGGUAUUAAGCUUUUCACUCUUUGUUCACAGAUAUGUAUACUGCAAUAACCAUAAAUUCUCUUUUGGGUCCACAAAGUUCAGGUUUUCAGAGUACGUUGAUGUUUUCAGUGAUCAAUAUAUUGAGCCUUCCUGAAUAGGUGUGGUACAGUUUGUAUAUAUUGUAUAUGUAUAUAUAGAGAAAGGUACACACUGUAUUGUUUAGAUCAACAAUUCAACUACAAUUGUUGGGGAAAGCGUGCUACACAGUUUCAAUGAAACGUACGUUUUAACUAAACUGAAAUAAAGAUAUAAUCUUA
This is a messenger RNA of Anolis carolinensis (green anole), 6420 nucleotides long. RefSeq names its product solute carrier family 38 member 2 (gene slc38a2). Bases 540 to 2066 code for a protein of 508 amino acids. The transcript is spliced from 16 exons. Gene Ontology annotation, molecular function: L-glutamine transmembrane transporter activity. Gene Ontology annotation, biological process: amino acid transmembrane transport; L-glutamine transport. Lineage: Eukaryota; Metazoa; Chordata; Lepidosauria; Squamata; Anolidae. Gene Ontology annotation, cellular component: plasma membrane. The record is from RefSeq and is a predicted model, not a curated record.